CUCUGGUUCGACAAGAUGUCCGCUAUAGUAGCGAACCUCAGCCGCGUGUAUUCGCCGAUCAUGCUCAGCCAUGAGUGGCCGAAGCUUGGUCGGCUGCUCUUCACCGUUCUAUGCAGCGUUCUAGGUGUAUCUAUGAACGGCUUCUUCGUAGCUUCCUUCUUCGUUGAGCCUGGCCUGAACAAGAUCGGAUAUGUGUUUAUGGCGUGCUUAGGCAUGUCGGACUUGGUGAUAUCCACGGCCGUGCUUCCGACCUCGGCGGUGGUACUGCUGUCCGGCGAAUGGGACACGGAUCCGGUAUGCUACGCCCUCCAGUUCGUCACCGAGGCCGGGACUUAUAGCUACAGUCUAUUCUUCAUGAUGUCUGCGAUAGAGUCAUACUACAGACUCUGCAAAGCUACCUCAGACUACGAAUUCCUAAUCUCCAUGAGGAUCGGUCUCUUCACUGUCAUCCUCUUUACCAUCACAUUCCUCACCGCCGCCGUCGGAGUCUACAUGGAACUCGACUACGACUACUGCCAUCGCAGCCACGCGGGCAACUUCACCUUCAGGGUCACUACGUCUGUCAUCUUCUACAUUAUUCCAUUUGUCGUUAUUUUCUUCUGUCUCACUAACAACGCCUGCAGGAUUAGAAACAAAGCUAGAAAACAUAACCACUACAAACGCAGCCUACAAUUUGAGACUGAAACAACGACUAACAAUCUCAACAUUACCGCAUACUUCUUGUUUGUCGCGGCUUGGAUCCCAUACCUGGUCGUUGUGUAUCUGUAUCCCGACACUACCGACUCGAAAUACUAUCAAAGCGUUUGGAUUGGCAUCUUCCGAUCUGUGGUCACGAGCUUUCUCUACGGAUCCAUGGACAGACAUUUCAGGCGUGCUUUUGCGCACUUGUUCAAUUAUUGUUGCUGCAAAAGCACCCUUUCCGGGUCGUUCGCCGGUCGGCACAGGCGGGCUUUGGAGUGCAAGGCUGUAGGUGAUGUGAGGGUGCACAUUAUGCACCAGGCCAUGAACGCCAACAGCCCUCAGCGCGGAGCGUCAUCGUCCCGGGAGACGCAAGAAUUAUGAUGCCUCUAAGCUGAUUUCGUCGACGGCUUGAGAGGGUGGUCAUCUUUCUACUUUGGAUAGGUUUUGACAAGUGUCGAGCUCAGAGCUUGACGUAAAAAGGCUUUAAAAUUUAACCAUGACCACCCACUACACCAGAGCUUUACUAUACCUGAUUUUUUUGCAAUUUCUUUUUGCAUUUAACUUUAAUGGGUAAUUGUAGAACAAAGUGAGAAACAUUAACGCAAGCAAGGGAUUUUUUAUAAAAAUGUACAUAUAAAAAAAACUAAACAAAAAAAUAGAAUGGUAUACCCAUUGUAUUAACAUGUAAAUACUUUACGAAUUCAAAAAUGUUAACCUUUAAUGGUUUAAGAGCUUCAAGUGUUGAGUCUGUAUAUGUUUAAUAAUAUGUUAGCAUAAGACGCGCCACUUUUACUUUUUCUGUUGUUAUUUUAAACAAAAAAACUAUUAUCGUUUUAGUAUUUGACAAAUUAAAUAAGUAUUUAUUUUAAUUUGUGGACUUUUAUAAUCCUCGUCGGCGGAUUUGUAGGUAAACAAUAAAUAAUCAAUCUUUACGGUCAUUGACUAGAUCGGAAAGAUUCAACUAAUUAUCUGACGUAUUUGUGUAAAUAACUAUAUUUACUCGUAUAUUUACUUGGGUCCUAAUGUGGAUACAUAUGUAUUUACAUAUAUAUGGAUGCUACUUUUGUAAAUAAAUGUCCAAAUCUACUGCUAAGUUAAGACUGAACACUAAACCCAAUCAUUCAAAAAUCAAACUUUCUUGAAGAAAGACUUGGUACCUAUUCCAAUUUAUAUUUUGAGUCUUUUAAAACUCUAAUUUAAAAAGCAGCAUAAGCCAGACCUAAAUAGUUUAAA
Messenger RNA from Cydia fagiglandana, 1914 nucleotides. RefSeq names its product melatonin receptor type 1A-like (gene Mtnr). The transcript is spliced from 3 exons. Gene Ontology annotation, molecular function: G protein-coupled receptor activity. The coding region runs from base 16 to 1062 and encodes 348 amino acids. The record is from RefSeq and is a predicted model, not a curated record. Lineage: Eukaryota; Metazoa; Arthropoda; Insecta; Lepidoptera; Tortricidae. Gene Ontology annotation, cellular component: membrane. Gene Ontology annotation, biological process: G protein-coupled receptor signaling pathway.